Messenger RNA from Parascedosporium putredinis, 1077 nucleotides. NCBI's taxonomy places the organism in Eukaryota, Fungi, Ascomycota, Sordariomycetes, Microascales, Microascaceae. The record is from the annotation of a GenBank genome assembly.
AUGACGAGCCGGGCGAACGGCCAAAACGCGGCCCCGGCCGGCCAUGACAGCCCCAAAACGGACAAACUCUCAUUUUCAUGGCUACAACCUCACCCUAUUUUCGUCGUCAUCCUCGUGGGGCCGGAGGAGAUUCCCUUUGGGCUUCAAAAGACCUGCUGUGUGCAUUACGAGGAUCUCUUUGCUCUGUGGCAGCUAAGCCAGGCGUACGAGCUGGGCGGCCUCUGUGACAAGACGCUCGAGUGUAUGGAAGAACUAAAGCAGCGCACAAGGCAUAUCCCCGGCCCAACUCUCAUAUCGAGGGUGUGGAAGGAGACGGAAGAGGGAACCCCCAUUCGACGCUUAUUUUUGCAAUGGGCCGACGAGUACUUUCAGUCUUCAGACGCUCCCACCGAGUUUGCCAAGAGCUUGCCUCGAGAGUUCUUGUGUGAGCUAGUAAUUGAGAUGAGUGCCGUUGCGCAACCCAACGCCGGAGAUGCGGGGGGAGAGGAGGAGGGUGGGAGUGAUGACGAUGGCUCCAGGUCCAAGAAGAGCCGCAGGGUAUCUGGCCCUUCGACGAUACCCCUCCCACCGCCCACGCGCAAUGGAGCUGUCUUGGGAGCUAGUAGCAUACCGCGCAGGUCUCUGCCCGGUCCCACGAAGAACGCGAUUGUGAAUCGCCGUAUAAACAGUAUCAUGGUGGCGGACGGCUCGUUUAGCGAUGCGCAAAAAGUCGAUUUCUGCGCCGAUUUGCUGAGCCGGAUGCUCUCUGGGCCAGGUUAUUGGACCCGCUUGGUCAAGCCGUUUCGGCAGCCUGUUGACCCCGCUGUUGAUGGUGUGCCCGACUACUUUGAAAAGAUUGAGAAGCCAAUGGACUUGAUGACCAUCAAGUCGAAGAUGGAGAAGCAAAUGUAUUCUACGGCAGGUGAGUUUGCGGGGGACGUUCGACUCAUCGUGGAGAACUGUAAGGCCUAUUGGAAAGAGGGCCACCCUCUCUACGGCGAGGCAGAAAAAUUCGGCAAGAGCUUUGAGGAAAAGUUUGCCGAGAUGUCCAAGUGGCUAUCGAAAAUGCACUCGGCAGAGCAGGGGUCGGCCGGUUGA